GGAGUCGCUAGUCACGGAGGUGUUUUACAGGUUUGCGGGUGGGCGAAGAUUUGGCAUUUACAAGGAUUUGGACUGCAUUCCAGGGAGGGUAAAGGCUGUCAUUCAUCAUGGCCACCCUCGAUAGAUUAUUUUAGCUUGCGAGCCAAUGCUAGUUCGUGAAUGAACCUGCAAGAGGGGCUUUUCUGAGUUGUUUUGCUCGCGAGGUGGCUAACAUUAGCUAGCUGAAAAACAUCCGGCUUUACCACUCAAUAAGAUGAUUAGGUAGCUAGCCACCCUUUCCUACACGAGACUGUUUUUACGUCACAUGCGCAAACUGUCAUUUAACGUUAGACAAAGAAACAAAACGGUCAGUGAGUGUACCUGCGCUAAAUAGCUAGCUAUCUUAUCUUCUAGCCAGCUAACGUUAGAGCAGUAGCUACGUUAGAUAUUCAUCUAGCUACAUCUUGGUUUGCCAUCUAGUUCUAACUCUUUUUCCAAAGCAAUGGCUGCAGACCUGCAAGCAAAAUACACCAAAUUGGCCCAGGAGUAUUCAAAGGUAAGUGGCUUUUUGUUGCCCUAUCUUUAGCCACGGUUCUUGUCUAUUUAUUCUGAUUGCUGAAUCAUUCUAGCUAACUAACGUUGGUUUGGUUCAGUCUGUAAUAAUGGAUUGCAGGUAAAGUAGCUAACGUUUGGUAGCUCUACUUAUUUAUGACAGGCAGGAAGUGAAGCCAGAGCAGAAGCCAGUGGUUCUCAAUCUUUUUCGGUUACGGUACCACCAACUGCCCUGAAGUAUGAAAAUGUAUGCAUUCACUAACUGUAAGUUGCUCUGAAUAAGAGUGUCUGCUAAAUGACUAAAAUGUAAGUAACGUUACCCCCUCGUACAUUUUACCAGUGAGUCUUUUCUAGUACCCCCUGUGGAUAGGCCAAGUACCCCCAGGGAUCCUAGUACCCCUGGUUGGGAACCACUGCUCUAAACAACACAAUGUUAUACUUGGCUAUGUUACACGGCCUGAGUAAAACAAGGCCAGCCAUGUUCUUCAAACCCCAUGUCAUGUUACCCUAACCAUAGAAAAUGGAUUUGUAGCCAUGUCAAUAGUACCCAUCCUAAAACCCUUUGUAGACAUUAUAACAAUAAAUGUCUGUUAACUAGUGACUAGAUUUGGUUAAUAUAAAAACCAUCCUCGUGACCCACACUUUGUCAGCUGACAGGCAGUGGAGGGAAUGCAUGGUGUUUAUUGUCUGGCUGUUGUUACAUACCCCCCCUCCACAGGCCCAUAUCCGGUUCUUUGGAAGAAGCGCUGACAUUGUAUUUUCGCAUAUGUGGUGUGUAGUUGCCCAAUAAGUAGCAACAUUUAUUCACCCAACCUUUGGAAAUGUAUGUGGAGUUCUAUUGUUCAAUCAUCAAAUAUGGAUGAAAUCUCACACAAAAGCCAUAAAAUAGCUAUGUUGCUUUGCUUAGAAGCUGAAGGCCUGUACAUAGGGCGGCACACAAUUGGCCCAGUGUCGUCCGGGUUUGGCCGUCAUUGUAAAUAAGAAUUUGUUCUUAACUGACUUGCCUAGUUAAAUAAAGGUUAAAUAUAUAAAUAAAACUGUCAAAUUGGCCAGUUUGGUCUUUAGAGCUAGUGUGUGUGAGCUUGCGUACAUGUGUGUGUUGCAGUAGACCUACAUCUGUGUCUAUACUCCCAUAGCUCCGGGCCCAGAACCAAGUAUUGAAGAAGGGCGUGGUAGAUGAGCAGGCCAGCUCCACCUCUCUGAAGGUACACAACCAUUCUGAGCCCAUUGGAAUAGUGUUGCACAUUUCUCAUUUUCCCCUCAGAAAUCCUGGUUAAUUGAUUCCUGGAACCAGGAGGAAAUACAGUGGCUUGCGAAAGUAUUCACCCCCCUUGGCAUUUUUCCUAUUUUGUUGCCUUACAACCUGGAAUUAAAAUUGAUUUUUUGGGGGGGUUUGUAUCAUUUGAUUUACACAACAAUAUUUUUUUUAUUGUGAAAUAAGACAACAAAACUGAGAACUUGAGCGUGCAUAACUAUUCACCCCCCCAAAGUUAAUACUUUGUAGAGCCACCUUUUGCAGCAAUUACAGCUGCAAGUCUCUUGGGGUAUGUCUCUAUAUGUUUGGCACAUCUAGCCACUGAGGUUUUUGCCCAUUCUUCAAGGCAAAACUGCUCCAGCUCCUUCAAGUUGGAUGGGUUCCGCUGGUGUACAGCAAUCUUUAAGUCAUACCACAGAUUCUCAAUUGGAUUGAGGUCUGGGCUUUGACUAGGCCAUUCCAAUACAUUUAAAUGUUUCCCCUUAAACCACUCGAGUGUUGCUUUAGCAGUAUGCAGACAUAGCGUUAUCCUUGAUGGCCAAAAAGCUGACCAGAGUACCUUGUCCAUAUGUUUAGGGAUUCUCCCACACGCCUUUUGGGGAACACCAAACGUGUUUGCUUAUUUUUUUCUGUAAGCAAUGGCUUUUUUCUGGACACUGUUCCGUAAAGCCCAGCUCUGUGGAGUGUACGGCUUAGUGGUCCAAUCUCCGCUGUGGAGCUUUGCAGCUCCUUCAGGGUUAUCUUUGGUCUCUUUGUUGCCUCUGAUUAAUGCCCUCCUUGCCUGGUCUGUGAGUUUUGGUGGGCGGCCCUCUCUUGGCAGGUUUGUUGUGGUGCCAUAUUCUUUCCAUUUUUUAAUAAUGAAUUUAAUGGUGCUCUGUGGGAUAUUCAAAGUUUCAGAUAUUUUUUUAUAACCCAACCCUGAGCUGUACUUCUCCACUACUUUGUCCCUGACCUGUUUGGAGAGCUCCUUGGUCUUCAUUGUGCCGCUUGCUUAGUGGUGUUGCAGACUCUGGGGCCUUUCAGAACAGGUGUGUGUGUAUAUAUACUGAGAUCAUGUGACAAAUCAUGUGACACUUAGAUUACACACAGGUGGACUUUAUUUAACUAAUGAUGUGACUUCUGAAGGUAAUUGGUUGCACCAGAUCUUAUUUAGGGGCUUCAUAGCAAAGGGGUGAAUACAUAUGCACACACCACUUUUCCGUUAUUUAUUUUUUAGCAUUUUUUGAAACAAGUAAUUUUCUUUCGAUUUCACUUCACCAUUUUGGACUAUUUUGUGUAUGUCCAUUACAUGAAAUCCAAAUAAAAAUCCAUUUAAAUUACAGGUUGUAAUGCAACAAAAUAGGAAAAACGCCAAGGGGGUUGAAUACUUUUGCAAGGCACUGUAAGGUGGAAUGGAACCCUCCAACCAGGAUUUCAACAACAACAAAAAACUGGGAGAUUUGACUUGAAAGGCCUUGUAUGCAUUCAGUAGGGCUGUGGCACUCAUGAAAUGUUGUCAGACGGUUAUUGUCAUGCAAAUGACUGCGGUCUCACGGUAAUUGACCGUUAACAUGCUUAGCAUCUCCAGGCCUCCACCAUACAAAGCUGCUGAUGCGCCCUUUUGGAACAUCUACAUGUAAAAAAGUAUAAUAAAUCCUUUUAAUAUACACCGUCACAAUAAAUCCAUUAUUUUAGGCAGGUCUAAGUAAACAUUAUGAUAUGAAGAAAAUGUAUUUUAGAAGAACCAAAUGAGUCGGCCUGCUGUAUGUUAUCUGGCUAUGUUCCAUGCCAUAGGCUGUAGGCUUGUUCAUUUAGUAGACAAGAUAUGUUUAAAAGACCCGUGCCAUUAUUUUAUAUGAUAUGAUUUUAUUGUAAUAAUAAUAUAUACAGAACAAAAAUAUAAACGCAACAUGUAAAGUGUUGGUCCCAUUUUUCAUGAGCUGAAAUAAAAGAUGUCAGAAAUGUUCCAUAUGCAAAAAAAGCUUAUCUCUCAAAUUUGGUGCACAAAUUUGUUUACAUCCCUCUUAGUUAGCAUUUCUCCUUUGGCAAAAUAAUCCAUCGACCUGACAGGUGUGGCAUAUCAAGAAGGUGAUUAAACAGCAUGAUCAUUACAUAGGUGCACCUUGUGCUGUGGAAAAUAAAAGGCCACUCUAAAAUGUGCAGUUUUGUCACACAACACAAUGCCACAGAUGUCUUAAGUUUUGAAUGAGCAUGCAAUUGGCAUGCUGACUGCAGGAAUGUCCAACAGAGCGGUUGCCAGAGAAUUGAAUGUUCAUUUCUCUACCAUAAGAUUCCUCCAACGUCAUUUUAGAGAAUUUGGCAGUACAUCCAACCAGCCUCACAACCGCAGACCACGUGUAACCACGCCAGCCCAGGACCUCCACAUCCGGCUUCUUCACCUGCGGGAUUGCCUGAGGAGGGGGAGGGGGGAACCAGUCCAUCCAGUAUGCAUAAUAAUACAGUCCACACUCAAAGGCCAUUACUAGAAUUACAAUGGGGGGGGGAAAGUAUUUAGUCAGCCACCAAUUGUGCAAGUUCUCCCACUUAAAAAGAUGAGAGAGGCCUGUAAUUUUCAUCAUAGGUACACGUCAACUAUGACAGACAAAUUAAGAGAAAAGAAAUCCUGAAAAUCACAUUGUAGGAUUUUUAAUGAAUUUAUUUGCAAAUUAUGGUGGAAAAUAAGUAUUUGGUCACCUACAAACAAGCAAGAUUUCUGGCUCUCACAGACCUGUAACUUACAUUUACAUUUUAGUCAUUUAGCAGACGCUCUUAUCCAGAGCGACUACAAAUUGGUGCAUUCACCCUAUAGCCAGUGGGAUAACCACUUUACAAUUAUACUUUUUUUUUUUCUUUUUUUUGGGGGGGUGGGUAGAAGGAUUACUUUAUCCUAUCCCAGGUGUUCCUUAAAGAGGUGGGGUUUCAAAUGUCUCCGGAAGGUGGUGAGUGACUCCGCUGUCCUGGCGUCGUGAGGGAGCUUGUUCCACCAUUGGGGUGCCAGAGCAGCGAACAGCUUUGACUGGGCUGAGCGGGAACUAUGCUUCCGCAGAGGAAGGGGAGCCAGCAGGCCAGAGGUGGAUGAACGCAAUGCCCUCGCCUGGGUGUAGGGACUGAUCAGAGCCUGAAGGUACGGAGGUGCCGUUCCCCUCACUGCUCCAUAGGCAAGCACCAUGGUCUUGUAACGGAUGCGAGCUUCAACUGGAAGCCAGUGGAGUGUGCGGAGGAGGGGGGUGACGUGAGAAAACUUGGGAAGGUUGAACACCAGACGGGCUGCGGCAUUCUGGAUGAGUUGUAGGGGUUUAAUGGCACAGGCAGGGAGCCCAGCCAACAGCGAGUUGCAGUAAUCCAGACGGGAGAUGACAAGUGCCUGGAUUAGGACCUGUGCCGCUUCCUGUGUAAGGCAGGGUCGUACUCUCCGAAUGUUGUAGAGCAUGAACCUGCAGGAUCGGGUCACCGCCUUGAUGUUGGCGGAGAACGACAGGGUGUUGUCCAGGGUCACGCCAAGGCUCUUCGCACUCUGGGAGGAGGACACAACGGAGUUGUCAACCGUGAUGGCGAGAUCAUGGAACGGGCAGUCCUUCCCCGGGAGGAAGAGCAGCUCCGUCUUGCCAGGGUUCAGCUUGAGGUGGUGAUCCGUCAUCCAUACUGAUAUGUCGGCCAGACAUGCAGAGAUGCGAUUCGCCACCUGGUUAUCAGAAGGGGGAAAGGAGAAGAUUAGUUGUGUAUCGUCAGCGUAGCAAUGAUAGGAGAGGCCAUGUGAGGAUAUGACAGAGCCAAGUGACUUGGUGUAUAGGGAGAAAAGGAGAGGGCCUAGAACUGAGCCCUGGGGGACACCAGUGGUGAGAGCACGUGGUGCGGAGACAGCUUCUCGCCACGCCACUUGGUAGGAGCGACCGGUCAGGUAGGACGCAAUCCAGGAGUGAGCCGCGCCGGAGAUGCCCAGCUCGGAGAGGGUGGAGAGGAGGAUCUGAUGGUUCACUGUAUCAAAGGCAGCAGACAGGUCUAGAAGGACAAUAGCAGAGGAGAGAGAGUUAGCUUUAGCAGUGCGGAGAGCCUCCGUGACACAGAGAAGAGCAGUCUCAGUUGAAUGACCAGUCCUGAAACCUGACUGGUUUGGAUCAAGAAGGUCAUUCUGAGAGAGAUAGCAAGAGUUGGCUAAAGACGGCACGCUCAAUAGUUUUGGAAAGAAAAGAAAGAAGGGAUACUGGUCUGUAGUUGUUGACAUCAGUGGGAUCGAGUGUUGGUUUUUUGAGAAGGGGUGCAACUCUCGCUCUCUUGAAGACGGAAGGGACAUGGCCAGCGGUCAAGGAUGAGUUGAUCAGCGAGGUGAGGUAGGGGAGAAGGUCACCGGAGAUGGUCUGGAGAAGAGAGGAGGGGAUGGGGUCAAGCGGGCAGGUUGUUGGGCGGCCUGCAGUCACUAGUCGCAAGAUUUUAUCUGGAGAGAGAGGGGAGAAAGAAGUCAAAGCAUAGGGUAGGGCAGUGUGAGCAGGACCAGCAGUGUCAUUAGACUUAACAAACGAGGAUCGGAUGUCGUCAACCUUCUUUUCAAAGUGGUUGACAAAGUCAUCCACAGAGAGGGAGGAGGAGGGGGGGGGGGGGGGAGGAUUCAGCAGUGAGGAGAAUGUGGCAAAGAGCUUCCUAGGGUUAGAGGCAGAUGCUUGGAAUUUAGAGUGGUAGAAAGUGGCCUUAGCAGCAGAAACAGAUGAAGAAAAUGUAGAGAGGAGGGAGUGAAAAGAUGCCAGGUCGGCAGGGAGUUUAGUUUUCUUCCAUUUCCGCUCAGCUGCCCGGAGCUCUGUUCUGUGAGCUCGCAAUGAGUCAUCAAGCCACAGAGCUGGAGGGGAGGACCGAGCCGGCCGGGAGGAUAGGGGACACAGGGAGUCAAAGGAUGCAGAAAGGGAGGAGAGGAGGGUUGAGGAGGCAGAAUCAGGAGAUUGGAGGGAGAAGGAUUGAGCAGAGGGAAGAGAUGAUAGGAUGGAAGAGGAGAGAGUAGUGGGAGAGAGAGAGCGAAGGUUGCGGCGGCGCGUUACCAUCUGUGUAGGGGCAGAGUGAGUAGUGUUGGAGGAGAGCGAGAGAGAAAAGGAUACAAAGUAGUGGUCGGAGACAUGGAGGGGAGUUGCAGUGAGAUUAGUAGAAGAGCAACAUCUAGUAAAGAUGAAGUCAAGCGUAUUGCCUGCCUUGUGAGUGGGGGGGGAUGGUGAGAGGGUGAGGUCAAAAGAGGAGAGGAGUGGAAAGAAGGAGGCAGAGAGAAAUGAGUCAAAUGUAGACGUGGGGAGGUUGAAAUCCCCCAGAACUGUGAAGGGUGAGCCAUCCUCAGGAAAGGAACUUAUCAAGGCGUCAAGCUCAUUGAUGAACUCUCCAAGGGAACCUGGAGGGCGAUAGAUGACAAGGAUAUUAAGCUUAAAUGGGCUAGUGACUGUGACAGCGUGGAAUUCAAAUGAGGAGAUAGACAGAUGGGUUAGGGGAAAAAUGGAGAAUGACCACUUGGGAGAGAUGAGGAUUCCUGUGCCACCACCCCUCUGACCAGAUGCUCUCGGGGUAUGCGAGAACACAUGGUCAGACGAGGAGAGAGCAGUAGGAGUAGCAGUGUUUUCAGUGGUAAUCCAUGUUUCCGUCAGUGCCAGGAAGUCGAGGGACUGGAGGGUAGCAUAGGCUGGGAUGAAGUCAGCCUUGUUGGCGGCAGAACGGCAGUUCCAGAGGCUGCCUGAGACCUGGAACUCCAGGUGUGUGGUGCGUGCAGGGACCACCAGGUUAGAGAGGCAGCAGCCACGCGGUGUGAGGCGUUUGUGUAGCCUGUGCGGAGAGGAGAGAACAGGGAUAGGCAGAGGCAUAGUUGACAGGCUGCAGCAUAUGGCUACAAUAAUGCAGAGGAGAUCGGGAUGAAAUGAACUAAACAUCAGGGAAAGGAGAGAGCAGGCCUCCCUCACCAAAAAAAAAAAUAUAUAUAUAUAUAACUCUCCCAACUUCCACCUCAGAAACUAUAAUUGUUUCACUGAACCACCAGAGUAAAACUCUCCCAACUUCCACUUUAGAAAUUAUAAUUGUUGUAAACUACAGCAGACUGUUAUCAGUAGCUGUAAUUAAGUACAGCAGCUACCAACCACCUAACGUUAAUGCCUCGGAUGAGGUUAGAAAAACAGCUGAAUGGUAGCAGCUAGCUGGCUCAAUCACAGGUACUCUUAAGCAUGAAAUAACAUUGGAAACAAUUAACCACAGUUGCAAAAAGUUACCAGUAGCUACCCGCUAGCUAGCUAGCUUUGUUGGUCCAAGUAGUGGGUAGGCUAGCCUCGUGCUUCGCCGGAGUCCGCCGAAUACAGUCCUUACCUACAAUAAUUACCUACAAUAACCUUCAAUAACUACCUGAGUAAGCUACCUAUAAUACCAAACUACAAUACCUACCUACAAUCUAAAUACAUGGUUUAAGCUUAACUCAACACCAUAUAAGAAGCCAAGCUUACCUUUCAUAACGCAGCAACGAUUAAACGUUGGGUAGCUAGCACAAAGAUAUUGUAUUUAGCUACCACAGUACAGCCUGCUGGUAGUGUUGGCUGGCUAGCAAUGGCUACUGUGUUGACUUUGUUUGAAAAACGGCGUCGCUGCGAACGAAUGUAGCUGGCUAAAAGGAUAUUGUUUUUAGUUGCAACCGUUGCUAAUAGCAACUCGCCAGCUAAUCCAGGAGGUGAGUUAGCUAGCUAGCUUCGUGCUACAUCCGGCACCGCCGAAUACAAAAGUAACCUACAAUAACUACACAACAGCUACCCACAACAGCCCACGAUGCCUACCUAUACUACUUAAUAAUAUACAGCCCACGAUGCCUACCUAUAGUACCUAACUACAAUCUAAAUACAUAGUUUAAGCCUUACUCGACAAAGCCCAAGCUAUGUAUAAAGCCAAACUGGCAGACUGCAAUCAGUAGCCGAAAUUAAGUACAGCAGCUACCAACCACCUAACGUUAAUGAUAAUGAGGUUAGAAAAACAGCUGAAGGUGGCAGCUAGCUGGCUCAAUUACAGGUACUCUUAAGCGUGAAAUAACAUUGGAAAUAGCUAACCACAGUUGCUAAAAGUUACCGGUAGCUACCCGCUAGCUAGCUAGCUUUGUUGGUCCAAGUAGUGGGUAGGCUAGCCUCGUGCUUCGCCGGAGUCCGCCGAAUACAGUCCUUACCUACAAUAAUUACCUACAAUAACCUACAAUAACUACCUGAGUAAACUACCUAUACUACCUAACUACAAUACCUACCUACAAUCUAAAUACAUGGUUUAAGCUUUACUCAACACCAUAUAAGAAGCCAAGCUUACCUCCUGCUAGAGAAAACACAACCUCUCCCGUCAGCAUCCCAGACGGAAUUCAUCCCAACUUCUUCUUUAAGAGGCUCCUCUGUCCUCCACUCGUUACCUGUAUUAAUGGCACCUGUUUGAACUUGUUAUCAGUAUAAAAGACACCUGUCCACAACCUCAAACAGUCACACUCCAAACUCCACUAUGGCCAAGACCAAAGAUCUGUCAAAGGACACCAGAAACAAAAUUGUAGAUCUGCACCAGGCUGGGAAGACUGAAUCUGCAAUAGGUAAGCAGCUUGGUUUGAAGAAAUCAACUGUGGGAGCAAUUAUUAGGAAAUGGAAGACAUACAAGACCACUGAUAAUCUCCCUCGAUCUGGGGCUCCACGCAAGAUCUCACCCCGUGGGGUCAAAAUUAUCACAAGAACGGUGAGCAAAAAUCCCAGAACCACACGGGGAGACCUAGUGAAUGACCUGCAGAGAGCUGGGACCAAAGUAACAAAGCCUACCAUCAGUAACACACUACGCCACCAGGGACUCAAAUCCUGCAGUGCCAGACGUGUCCCCCUGCUUAAGCCAGUACAUGUCCAGGCCCGUCUGAAGUUUGCUAGAGUGCAUUUGGAUGAUCCAGAAGAGGAUUGGGAGAAUGUCAUAUGGUCAGAUGAAACCAAAAUAGAACUUUUUGGUAAACUCAACUCGUCGUGUUUGGAGGACAAAGAAUGCUGAGUUGCAUCCAAAGAACACCAUACCUACUGUGAAGCAUGGGGGUGGAAACAUAAUGCUUUGGGGCUGUUUUUCUGCUAAGGGACCAGGACGACUAAUCCGUGUAAAGGAAAGAAUGAUGGGGCCAUGUAUCGUGAGAUUUUGAGUGAAAACCUCCUUCCAUCAGCAAGGGCAUUGAAGAUGAAACGUGGCUGGGUCUUUCAGCAUGACAAUGAUCCCAAACACACCGCCCGGGCAACAAAGGAGUGGCUUCGUAAGAAGCAUUUCAAGGUCCUGGAGUGGCCUAGCCAGUCUCCAGAUCUCAACCCCGUAGAAAAUCUUUGGAGGGAGUUGAAAUUCCGUGUUGCCCAGCGACAGCCCCAAAACAUCACUGCUCUAGAGGAGAUCUGCAUGGAGGAAUGGGCCAAAAUACCAGCAACAGUGUGUGAAAACCUUGUGAAGACUUACAGAAAACGUUUGACCUGUGUCAUUUCCAACAAAGGGUAUAUAACAAAGUAUUGAGAAACUUUUGUUAUUGACCAAAUACUUAUUUUCCACCAUAAUUUGCAAAUAAAAUCAUAAAAAAUCCUACAAUGUGAUUUUCUGCAUUUUUUUUCUCAUUUUGUCUGUCAUAGUUGUCGUGUACCUAUGAUGAAAAUUACAGGCCUCAUCUUUUUAAGUGGGAGAACUUGACUAAAUACUUUUUUCCCCCACUGUAGUUUAAUUUUAGAGUAGAGGCUAGACCAAUCAUGUACCAAAGACAUCUGAAAUCUGUUUAUAUAAAAUUUAAAAAAAGGUGCGUAAUAUGCGGUAGGCUAUUAGGCAUGGUAUUGUUUAAUUAAUAUUUUUAAUGUCGGGCAUCUCCUAUAUAGGCCUAUGGGUAUGCAUGAGCUCUAAUAUGCGUAUGACUUUUCUACAGGCAACGUCUUAAAUGCUUUGAAUUAAUCAUUACCUUAAAAAGUGCUAUCCAUUUUGUUGUUUGGCUCUGAAACAAGAUCCACAACGACCAUGUUUUCCACUCAGUUUGAACCUGUUGAACUUCUUUCUUCAAAUUGAUCAUCACAGUGAGGUAAAAAAAAAAUGUCGCCUAACAGUGACUUUUAAAAGCAUGAUACUGUUUUGAUAAGUGUUUGAUGUGAUUUUCGAUUGCUUUUGCAUUGAUGUCAGAGUGGUUAGAGGGACAAUAGAGCCCUGAGUACCAGGCCAUUAGGACCUGAAAGUCGUUAGCAAGUUGGGUGCCACCAACGCAUGUCCAGAGUGCAUAAGAGGAGAUUACUGUGACUCAACAGUCACGUGGAAUUUGACUGCGGUCAUGACGGUAAUACGGUCACUGCAACAGCCCUAGCGUUCAGUCAAUGUCGUUGUAUGUGUUCAGCUCUCACUGAGCGUCUUCUCCUCCACACCUCCACUACAGGAUCAGGUGAAGCAGCGAGAGCAGAGCCUGAGGAAGGUGGAGCAGGAGAUGGAUAGUCUCACCUUCAGGAACCAGCAGCUGGCUAAGAGGGUAGAGCUGCUGCAGGAGGAACUGGCUGCCAACGAAGCCAAGGGCAAGAAGAGCAAGGUACAGACAGACACUGGUCCUCUUGCUCUGUUGGUAAAGUAUGGCGUUUGCAACGGCAGGAUAGUGGGUUUGAUUCCCGGGACCACCCAUGCGUAAGAAGUAUGCACACAUGACUGUAAGUUGCUUUGGAUAAAGGUGCCUGCUAAAUGGCAUAUAUUAGACCGGGAAGAGGGUGCACCCCACAGUCAGACAUGUCAUUUGGGAUGCAAGGUGAUUUGGCCUUUCAGUGAUUCUGAUCAGUCCGACCGCAAUGUAGUCAAUCUCAAAGGCACUUUCUCACUACCAGAACAAAGGGGAUUCCCCCUCCCAGCAGGGCUUGCAGCAGACCCAGAGUGUGUUUGAUGAGGACCUGCAGAAGAAGAUCCAGGAGAACGAGAGGCUUCACAUCCAGGUGUGUCUCUGAGACAUUGGAGUGUAUGCAUGUAUGGACAAGUGUCUACCAAUUGACUACUGGCUUUAUGAUAUUGGACUAGUUGUUUUUGUGUGCUGGUCUGUUCAUGUCUAAGGAUGAUGAUGAGGAUGAUGUUUUUAUAAUUCUUCUAAGGUAAUGCCUAAAUAAAUAUUUUCUCCUUGGAUGGACACUAAAGUUCUAUUCUGUUUUAAGUUCUAUGAGGCUGAUGAGCAGUACAGGCAGCAGGAGGCUCAGCUGAAGGUCCGGUUGGAGGAGCUGGAGAGAGACCAUGAACAACACCAGGCCGUAGUGGAUGGACUCACCUCCAAAUACAUGGACACUAUUGAGAGACUGCAGAGUGACAAGGCCACACUAGAGGUGAGAGAGGGGGAUGAAUGUGAAGGAGGGGGGUGGCUGGAGGGAGGGUAGGAGGGAGGGAGACUAGUGGAUCAACAAAUACUUGGACACUAUUGAGAAACUGCAGAGUGACAGACUAGAGGUGAGGGAGGGAGAGAGACUAGUGGACGGACUCACCAACAAAUACAUGGACACCAUUGGAAAAACUGCAGCGUGACAAGGUCCGACUAGAGGUAAGAUGGAUGGAGGGAGAGGAAUUGAAGUAGGAUGAGAGGGGCAAAACUCAUGAAUUUGUUAUUGCUGAUGAUGAAAUAGUAAUACAUGAUGCCAUUUGCUGUGUCCUCCUACAGGUGAAAUCCCAGACUCUAGAGAGGGAGACUAAAGAGUGCAGAGUUCGGACAGAGGAAUGGUAAAAACCUUGUUAUUGUAUUUCUGUAGUAGAGGACUUAAUAUGAAGGAAUAAUGAGGGUUAGAAUAAUGCAGAUGUGGGUUGUUGUGAAUGGGGAUGUAUUUAGUAUGGUCAAUGAGCGGUCGUUGACUAUCCCUCCCCCUCCCUCCUCUCCCCUCCCUCCAUCCUCCUCUCUCUCUCUCUCUCUAGUCAGCAGCAGUUGAGGAAGUGUCAGUCAGAGCUCAACAGACAGGUGAAACAGAGCAGCAGUGUCAUCCAGGAGAAAGUGCCCUUCAACGACACCAGUGAGUACUAGUUCACUAUGCAACAUUUCACUGACCCGGAUCGUGUUCAUUAGGAACCAAGCGGAAGACAACAGACUGAAACAGAGAGGGACUACCUGGAUGGGUCCAAAAACAACUGCUCAUUUGAUGUUUUCUGUUGUAGUGUUCUAAUGAACACAACCUUGUAGAACCAUCACUGAUGAUGGAUUAUCUGAUGUCUCCAUUCUAAGACAAGACACCCACACAUGUACAUGUAUAUGUAUAUACUACUAAUAUAUUACAUAUGUUCGUGAAUAAUUCCAUAUUACACUUAAAGACAUGCUCCGAAACUUUGGCGACUAGUAAGUCUUUUUUUUAAACCUCCCGCUUUGGGCUGUAUUUGUCAAUGUGUAGUUCAUACAUGCAUAACCUAUACUGAACAAAGAAUAUAAACGCAACAAUUUCAACGAUUUUACUGAGUUACAGUUCAUAUAAGGAACUCCAUCCAUUGAAAUAAAUUCAUUAGGCCCUAAUCUAUGGAUUUCACAUGACGGGGCGGGGGCUCAGCCCACUGGGGAGCCAGGCCCAACCAGUCCAAUGAGUUUUUUCCCACAAAAUGGUUUUAUUACAGACAAAAAUACUCCUCAGUUUCAUCAGCUCUUCGGGUGUCCCACAGGUGAAGAAGCCGGAUGUGGAGGUCCUGGGCUGGCGUGGUUACACGCGGUCUGCGAUUGUGAGGCCGAUUGGAAGUACUGCCAAAUUCUGUAAAACGACGUUGGAGGCGGCUUAUGGUAGAGAAAUGAACAUUACAUUCUCUGGCAACAGCUCUGGUGGACAUUCCUGCAGUCAGCAUGCCAAUUGCAUGCUCCCUCAAAACUUGAGACUUCUGUGGCGUUGUGACAAAACUGCACAUUUUACAGUGGCCUUUUAUUGUCCCCAGCACAAGGUGCAACUGUUUAAUGAUCAUGCUGUUUAAUCAGCUUCUUGAUAUGCCACACCUGUCAGGUGGAUGGAUUAUCUUGGCAAAGGAGAAAUGCUCACUAACAGGGAUGUAAACAAAUUUGUGCACAACAUAGAAAUACGCUUUUUGUGCGUAUGGACAAUUUCUGGGAUCUUUUAUUUCAGCUCAUGAAACAUGGGACCAACACUUUACUUUUUGCGUUUAUAUUUUUGUUCAGUAUAUGAGCAGAAGUACUACCCUGAAAUCUUUCCUUUAAAUUUCCCUCCCUUUUUCUCCAGAGUUCAGUGACUACAACAGCCUCAAUGUUCCGCCACACAACAGAAGACACCAGGUAGAGGAAGCCCUAUAGAAUGAUCCAGGAUUAUUGAUGUGUAUUGUGGAGUUCUUUCCUUGUAUUUUAUAGAACAGUCCGUGCUCGAGCCUCCAUUGUCAGCGUGAAUAUGUGGUCCAGAGUUUUUGUAGUAAUCUCCUCUGUCUCACUCUCCUCUCCUCCAGUUGAAGGCCCGAGACGUGGCUGGUCAGGCCCUAGGCUUCGUCCAGGACCUAGUGGGGGCUCUGUUAAACUUCCACUCCUACACAGAGCAGAGGGUGCACAUCUACCCCCUGGAUUCCUCUAUCGAACCCAUCUCACCACUCAACCAGAAGGUGAGGACACACACACACACACAAUGUCUCUUCCCCGACAUCCUUUAAAGGGACAAACAGCAGUUAGUACAUCCAUUUCUGGACUUAUAAAUUAAUAUAUACCCAUUGGUUCUUGCUUAGUUUUUACUGUCAUACCCCAUCAUAACCCAAAAUAGAAGCUUGUUUUACUCCAAUGUUUGUAAACAAUGUAAACAAACACUAUAGCCUCAAAACAUGGUUCAAUCUAUAAUGUUGGUGUCAUUGAUGGUCAGUCCUUGCAUCCAUAUCUCUGUUAAUGAGUCUGAGUUGUUACAUUUCUCCAGCCCCUCCCUCAGCUUUUUAGCCAAUCAGUGGCGGGGAGAACGCUUUAUCGUUUAUACUGCUGAUUUGCCGCCUUAAACAUGUUAAAAUGUUUAGUAAUUUAGCAGAUGUUCUUGUCCAUAGUGACUUACAACAAGCACUUUCAUCUGAAGUAGUUAAGAACCUCUCCUCUUCUCUCCAGUUCUCCCAGUAUCUGCAUGAGAAUGCAGCCUAUGUGCGCCCCCUGGAGGAAGGACUAGUGCAACUAUACCAGAGCAUCACAGAGGACACAGUAACAGUACUGGAGACUGUGGGGAAACUCAAGGACUUUGCUGAUCACUUCACAUCCUACACCCACUUUCUGCAGAAGAUUCUACCAUACCAGCUCAAAAGGUCAGUACUCAUUACAUUAGGUGUGUGUGGGGGAGCUGUAUAUAUUUGCAUCCAUCUGGAUGGGGGUUUUCCUCCUCAUGCUCCUCUAUUCUCCCCCCAGUCUAGAGGAAGAGUGCAGGGCUCCUUUGUGUACCUCGUCUCUCACCUCUAAGAACCAGGAGCUGCAGAGUGACAUGAAGAGAAUCACGUCAGUGUUCGACAAACUACACAGCUACAUCAUCCUACUGGCCUUACCUAGUGAGUUAUAUCAUCCUACUGGCCGUACCUAGUGAGUUAUAUCAUCCUACUGGCCGUACCUAGUGAGUUAUAUCAUCCUACUGGCCGUACCUAGUGAGUUAUAUCAUCCUACUGGCCGUACCUAGUGAGUUAUAUCAUCCUACUGGCCGUACCUAGUGAGUUAUAUCAUCCUACUGGCCGUACCUAGUGAGUUAUAUCAUCCUACUGGACGUACCUAGUGAGUUAUAUCAUCCUACUGGCCGUACCUAGUGAGUAGUGUCGAUCUGGAGGAAAAUAAUUUGCUGUAUCCUGUAAUUUGCUGUAUCCUGUAUUCGUCUUGAAUAAUUUAAGUGUAAUGUAUAGCCUUGAUAACUAACUUAUUUGUCAAACUGUAUAGCUACUGUCUGGGGGAAUAGAGGAGAGGGAGGAUCCUUUCCUAGUGAGUGAUGGGGGACUAGAGGAGAGGGAAGAUCCUUUCCUAGUGAGUGAUGGGGACUAGAGGAGAAGGAGGAUCCUUUCCUAGUGAGUGAUGGGGACUAGAGGAGAAUGAGGAUCCUUUCCUAGUGAGUGAUGGGGACUAGAGGAGAAGGAGGAUCCUUUCCUAGUGAGUGAUGGGGACUAGAGGAGAAGGAGGAUCCUUUCCUAGUGAGUGAUGGGGACUAGAGGAGAAGGAGGAUCCUUUCCUAGUGAGUGAUGGGGACUAGAGGAGAAGGAGGAUCCUUUCCUAGUGAGUGAUGGGGACUAGAGGAGAAGGAGGAUCCUUUCCUAGUGAGUGAUGGGGACUAGAGGAGAAGGAGGAUCCUUUCCUAGUGAGUGAUGGGGACUAGAGGAGAAGGAGGAUCCUUUCCUAGUGAGUGAUGGGGACUAGAUGAGAAGGAGGAUCCUUUCCUAGUGAGUGAUGGGGACUAGAGGAGAAGGAGGAUCCUUUCCUAGUGAGUGAUGGGGACUAGAGGAGAGGGAGGAUUCAGAAGGGUUGGGGUGAAGCAGCAGACUCAUUUCAGUUUCCCUCUGACAAUGGCCAAUAAAGUAAUGUUCUAGACGAAGCUGGGCCUAGUUGGGGUAAUUUCCUCAAGACCCUAAUGGGUCUGAUAUUACAUGACCGGUAGCUCCAGUACAGUAUAUCAGGGUUGAAGUUAGGUAUAGACACAGUAGUAAUGUUUCCAAUUGUUUUCCAGGUGUUCGACAGGACGCCAUGCCCCAGAGCAGUUCCUCUGCUGUCUUCACCCAGCUGGCUGCCUGUCUACACAGCCUUCACGACGCCGUCAAAGGUGAAACAUUUUUUACUAGGAAAUAUUAUUUAUAGUUAGUGUUUUUGUAGACUAAUGUUCAAGCCACUCUCUCCUUCCAAAUCAAAGUUUAUUGGUCGCGUACACAGUUGAGCAGAUGUUAUAGCAGUUGCAGCGAAAUGCUUAUGUUACUAGCGCCUAACAAUGCAGUAAAAUGUCAAACAGGUACACACACAAUCCAUCAAAAAAACAAGAAAACUGAACAAGAAAUGUCUGUUCUUAUGUGUUCUGUAGAGAUGUCUAAAAGCCGAUUUUAUGCUUGAUCCGGUAAUCGUGAGGCUCCGUACGGAGGGUGUGACACAAUUGCGGAGCCUCCAGAGGCUUGCGGAGGCCAAAUCAAGCUCCGUACUAUUGGCAUCGCGUAACAAUGCAUGUUGUAACAAUGCGUAGGGCUCCUUAUAGCGCCCUACGAUUGGUUGACGGUAUGUGGGCGCGGUGCUUCCUGUAUAAACACAAACUCACUUCCUUGAUAACUUCUUUCACAACAGCUGACUUCUGACAUAUGAAUGCGCUGACUUCUGUGGAGGCCGCAUCGCACUUCAUGCUAUAUGGCCAAUGCAGACGCUGGAAUGACCUUAAAUGGGCUUUAAGCUUAACCCUUAUGAAUCAGUAUACCUGCAGGGUUCAAGUAAGGUGGAACCGAUAACUGUAAGUCCCCUGGCCCUUCCUUUAUGUACGUAGAGAUGUCUAAACCCCUUCUCUCCUUUUCUUUGUCUGUAGAGAUUAUUAUGUACAGUGCAUUCGGAAAGUAUUCAGACCCCUUGACUUUUUCCACAUUUUGUUACGUUUCAGCCUUAUUCCAAAAUUUUACAAAAAAAAUUAAAAAAUCCCUCAUCAAUCUACACACAAUACCCCAUAAUGACAAAGCAUAAACAGAUUUUUAGAAAUCUUUGCUAAUUUAUUUAAAAUAAAAAACGGAAAUAUAACAUUUACAUAAGUAUUCAGACCCUACAAGCUUGGCACACCUGUAUUUGGGCAGUUUCUCCCAUUCUUCUCUGCAGAUCCUCUCAAGCUCUGUCAGGUUGGAUGGGGAGCGUCGCUGCACAGCUAUUUUCAGGUCUUUCCAGAGAUGUUCAAUCGGGUUCAAGUCCAGGCUCUGGCUGGGCCACUCAAGGACAUUCAGAGACUUGUCCCGAAGCCACUCCUGCGUUGUCUUUGCUGUGUGCUUAGGGUCGUUGUCCUGUUGGAUGGUGAACCUUCACCCCAGUCUGAGGUCCUGAGCGCUCUGAAGCAGGUUUUCAUCAAGGAUCUCUCUGUAAUUUGCUCCGUUCAUCUUUGCCUCAAUCCUGACUAGUCUCCCAGUCCCUGCCGCUGAAAAACAUUCCACAGCAUGAUGCUGCCACCACCAUGCUUCACCGUAGGGAUGGUGCCAGGUUUCCUCCAGACGUGACGCUUGGCAUUCAGGCCAAAGAGUUCAAUCUUGUUUUCAUCAGACCAGAGAAUCUUGUUUCUCAUGGUCUGAGAGUCUUUAGGUGCCUUUUACUGAGGAGUGGCUUCUGUCUGGCCACUCUACCAUAAAGGCCUGAUUGGUGGAGUGCUGCAGAGAUGGUUGUCCUUCUGGAAGGUUCUCCCAUCUCCACAGAGGAACUCUGGAGCGCUGACAGAGUGACCAUUGGGUUCUUGGUCACCUCCCUGACCAAGGCCCUUCUCCCCCGAUUGCUCAGUUUGGCCGGCCGGCCAGCUCUAGGAAGAGUCUUGGUGGUUCCAAACUUCUUCCAUUUAAGAAUGAUGGAGGCCACUGUGUUCUUGGGGUCCUUCAAUGCUGCAGAAAUUUUUUGGUACCCUUCCCCAGAUCUGUGCCUCAACACAAUCCUGUCUCGGAGCACAACAGACAAUUCCAUCGACCUCACGGCUUGGUUUUUGCUCUGACUUGCACUGUCAGCUGUGGGACCUUAUAUAGAUAGGUGUGUGCCUUUCCAAAUCAUGUCCAAUCAAUUGAAUUUACCACAAGUGGACGUCAAUCAAGUUGUAGAAACAUCUCAGGGAUGAUCAAUGGAAACAGGAUGCACAGGAGCUAUAUUUCGAGUCUCAUAGCAAAGGGUCUGAAUACUUAUGAAUACCUAUGUAAAUAAGCUAUUUCUGGUCUUUCAAUUUUUAUAAAUUUGUAAACAUUUCUAAAAAACCUGUUCGCUUUGUCAUUAUGGGGUAUUGUGUGUAGGUUGCUGAGGAUUGUCUUUUUUAAAUCCAUUUUAGAAUAAGCCUGAAACUUAACAAAAUGUGGAAGAACUCAAGGGGUCUGAAUACUUUCCGAAGGCACUGUAUGUAUAAGCUAAGUCUCUGUCUCGGUCUCUCUCUCUCUCUAUAGAGAUGUCUAAGCACUACAGCCGGAAGGCCAGUCUGGAACAACAGUUGCCUACAGUCACUCAGAAGCUCCGCACCACUAACGAGUGUCUGCUGGCUUCCCUGGGCGUGCUCACCAACAGCACCGGCAAGGUAGGACCAUGUACCACUAUUCAAACACUGGGUUAGACCAGCAAGACACUGGGUGUGCUCACCAACGGUACUGGCAAGUUGAUACUUAGCAGAUAGACACUGUUAUCCAAACCAACUAACAGCACUGCCAACGAGUGUCUGCUGGCAUCACUGGUCAUCACUAGUUACCACAGCCAUGAAGUCAUAAACCCCGCCUAUUUCUAAAAUGUGUCUUCUUAAAAUGUGAUUUUAAACCUAAUCUUAACCACACUGCUAACCUUAACCCAAACCUUAAAGGAAUACUUCAGGAUUUUGGCGAUGAAGCCCUUUGUCUUCUUCUCCAGAGUCAGAUGAACUUGUGGAACUUCCAUUUUCAUGUCUCUGCAUGCAGGAUUUUGCCUGUGCUUCCCUCCGUUCUAUUUCUUUCUUAUCCUGAAAAACUCCCCAGUCCUUAACAAUUACAAGCAUACCCAUAACAUGAAACAGCCACCACUAUGCUUGAAAAUAUGGAGAGUGGUACUCAGUAAUGUAUUGGAUUUGCCCCACUAAUACCACUUUGUAUUCAGGACGAAAAGUGAAUUGCUUUGCCACAUUUUUGGCAGUAUUACUUUAGUGCCUUGUUGCAAACAAGAUGCAUGUUUUUGAAUAUUUAUAUUAUGUACAGGCUUCCUUCUUUUUCACCAGCUCAAUUAGGUUAGGAUUGUGGAGUAACUACAAUGUUGUUGAUCCAUCCUCAGUUUUCUCCUAUCACAGCCAUUGAACUCUGUAACUGUUUUAAAUUCACCAUUGGCCUCAUGUUGACAUCCCUGAGCGGUUUCCUUCCUCUCCAGCAAUUGAGUUAUGAAGGAUGCCUGUAUCUUUGUAGUGACUGGGUGUAUUGAUACACCAUCCAAAGUGUAAUUAAUAACUUAAUCUGUAUGUACAGUGCAUUCUGAAAAUAUUCAGACCCCUUGACUUUUUCCACAUUUUGUUACAGCCUUAUUCUAAAUUGGAUAAAAUAAAAUAAAAUCCUCAUCAAUCUACAAACAAUACCCCAUAAUGACAAAGCGAAAACAGGUUUUUGGAAAUGUUUGCAAAUGUAUUAAAAAUAAAAAACAUACCAUAUUCACAUUUUUAUUUUACCUUUAUUUAACUAGGCAAGUCAGUUAAGAACAAAUUCUUAUUUACAAUGACGGCCUACACCGGCCAAACCCGGACGACGCUGGGCCAAUUGUGCGCCGCCCUAUGGGACUCCCAAUCACGGCCGGUUGUAAUACAGCGUGGAAUCGAACCAGGGGGUCUGUAGUGACGCCUCAAGCCCUGAGAUGCAGUGCCUUAGACCGCUGCGCCACUCGGGAGCCCAGACCCUUUGCUAUGAGACUCGAAAUUGAGCUCAGGUGCAUCCGGUUUCCAUUGAUCAUCUUUGAGAUGUUUCUACAACUUGAUUGGAGUCCACCUGUGGUAAAUUCAAUUGAUUGGACAUGAUUUGGAAAGGCACACACCUGUCUAAAUAAGGUCCCACAGUUGAGAGUGCAUGUCAGAGGAAAAACCAAGCCAUGAGGUCGAAGGAAUUCUCUGUAGAGCUCCGAGACAGGAUUGUGUCAAGGCACAUAUCUGAAGGGUACCAAAACAUUUCUGCAGCAUUAAAGGUCCCCCAAAACACAGUGGCCUUCAUAAUUCUUAAAUGGAAGAAGUUUGGAACCACCAAGACUCUGCUUAGAGCUGGCCGCCCGGCCAAACUGGGCAAUCGGGGGAGAAGGGCCUUGGUCAGGGAGGUGACCAAGAACCUGAUGGUCACGGACAGAGCUCCAGAGUUCCUCUGUGGAGAUGGGAGAACCUUCCAGAAGGACAACCAUCUCUGCAGCACUCCACCAAUCAGGCCUUUAUGGUAGAGUGGCCAGACGGAAGCCACUCCUCAGUAAAAGGCACACGACAGCCCACUUGGAGUUUGCCAAAAGGCACCUAAAGGACUCUGACCAUGAGAAACAAAAUUCUCUGGUCUGAUGAAACCAAGACUGAACUCUUUGGCCUGAAUGCCAAGCGUCACGUCUGGAGGAAACCUGGCACCAUCCCUACGGUGAAGCGUGGUGGCAGCAUCAUGCUGUGGGGAUGUUUUUCACCGGCAGGGACUGGGAGACUAGUCAGGAUCGAGGGAAAGAUGAACAGAGCAAUGUACAGAGACCCUUCGGACAGGUAGCGUUCUCCUGGCAUCCUCCAAACCCAGAUUAGUCCAUCAGACUGCCAGAUGGUGCAGCUUUACACCACUCCAGCCAAUGCUUGGCAUUGCGCAUGGUGAUCUUAGGCUUGUGUGCGGCUGCACGGCCAUGGAAACCCAUUUCAUGAAGCUCCCGACGAACGGUUAUUGUGCUGACGUUGCUUCCAGAGCGCUCAGGACCUCAGACUGGGGCGAAGGUUCACCUUCCAACAGGACAACGACCCUAAGCAUACUGCCAAGACAACGCAGGAGUGGCUUCGGAACAAGUCUCUGAAUGUCCUUGAGUGGCCCAGCCAGAGUCCGGACUUGAACCUGAUCGAACAUCUCUGGAGAGACCUGAAAAUACCUGUGCAGCGACUCUCCCCAUCCAACCUGACAGAGCUUGAGAGGAGCUGCAGAGAAGAAUGGGAGAAACUCCCCAAAUAUAUAGUUGUGCUAAGCUUGUAGCGUCAUAGCCAAGAAGGCUCGAGGCUGUAAUCGCUUCAACAAAGAACUGCGUAAAGGGUCUGAACUUUUUUUUAUUUAAUUUGUUUUAAAAAAAUCAUUUUUGUUUUUUAAAAUCUGUUCUUGCUUUGUUAUUAUGGGGUAUUUGAUGAGUAGAUUUGAGGGGGGAAAAAACCAUUUCAUCCAUUUUUAGAAUAAGGCUGUAACAAAACAAAAUGUGGAAAAAGGUGUCUGAAUACUUUCUGAAUGCUCUGUACAUAUUACCUCAACUACAUUGUACCCCUGCACAUUGACUCAGUAACGAUACCCCCUGUAUAUAGCCUCGUUAUUGUUGUUCUAUUGUGUUACUAUUUCAUUUUUUUGGCAAAAAAAAAGUACGUACUGUGUGUGUAUACAGGUGUAUAAAAUCGAGCACACCGCCAUGCAAUCUCCAUAGACAAACACUGGCAGUAGAAUGGCCUUACUGAAGAGUUCCGUGACUUUCAACGUGGCACCGUAAUAGGAUGCCACCUUUCCAACAAGUCAGUUAGUAACAUUUCUGCCCCGGUCAACUGUUAUUGUAAAGUGGAAACGUCUAGGAUCAACAACUCUUCAGCCGCGAAGUGGUAGGCCACACAAGCUCACAGAACAGGACUGCCAAGUGCUGUAGUGCGUAAAAAUCUUCUGUCCUCUGUUGCAACACUCACUACCGAGUUCCAAACUGCCUCUGGAAGCAACGUCAGCACAAUAACUGUUCGUCGGGAGCUUCAUGAAAUGGGUUUACAUGGCCGAGCAGCCGCACACAAGCCUAAGAUCACCAUGUGCAAUGCCAAGCAUUGGCUGGACUGGUGUAAAGCUCGCCGCCAUUAGACUCUGGAGCAGUGGAAACAUGUUCUCUGGAGUGAUGAAUCAAGGUUCACCAUCUGGCAGUAUGACUGAGGAAUCUGGGUUUGGCGGAUGCCAGGAGAACGCUACCUACCCGAAUGCAUAGUGCCAACUGUAAAGUUUGGUGGAGGAGGAAUAAUGGUCUGGGAGUGUUUUUCAUGGUUCGGGAUAGGCCCCUUAGUUCCAGUGAUGGGAAAUCUUAACGCAACAGCAUACAAUGACAUUCAAGAUGAUUCUGUGCUUCAAACUUUGUGGCAACAGUUAUAUAUUUUUUGUUGAUAUAUGAUCAGUAGAGUUUAAGCAGCAUUAGCAACUGCCUGGGUAUAUGGCUCAUCAACUGUGCUUAUUGGUCGUUUACAAUACAUGACCACUGAGAGGGAGGGAGAGCUCAGCUGGGGCAGAUGGGAAAUGUUCACAGAUCCGCACCAUAUCAGAGUCUUUACAGCUGUGUGCCCCAGAUAAAGGGUGGGUUUGGGGGCUUUGAAACAGACAGAACAGUGAGUGUAUAUACAUUAGAAGCAUGUGUAUGAGAGCCCUGCAGGAAUUGAACACGCGACCUUACCAACUGAUCCACGCAGAGUCCUUGGAGAGUUAGGUUAACCAACUGAUCCACGCAGAGUCCUUGGAGCGUUAGGUUAACCAACUGAUCCACGCAGAGUCCUUGGAGCGUUAGGUUAACCAACUGAUCCACACAGAGUCCUUGGAGUGUUAGGUUAACCAACUGAUCCACACCGAGUCCUUGGAGCGUUAGGUUAACCAACUGAUCCACACCGAGUCCUUGGAGCGUUAGGUUAACCAACUGAUCCACACAGAGUCCUUGGAGCGUUAGGUUAACCAACUGAUCCACACCGAGUCCUUGGAGCGUUAGGUUAACCAACUGAUCCACGCAGAGUCCUUGGAGCGUUAGGUUAACCAACUGAUCCACGCAGAGUCCUUGGAGCGUUAGGUUAACCAACUGAUCCACGCAGAGUUUUGGAGCAUUAGGCUAGUAGUUAGUAGUGGUGUAUAGUCUCAGAAUAAUGUGUUGUAGUGUUUAGUAACGAGAGUCCAGGCUAGAGGUUUAUGAUCAGGAGUGAGAACACUUUAAUGGACACAUGCGCGCCGCACACACACGGUCAGGACACUUGUAGAGCUGUCGUCAUCCUUCACCUGAUCUAGCUGUGUGUGUGGAGGCCAUCCUCACCAGAGCAUUUUAUAGAUGUCUUUUCUAGGGUCUAAAGUAAACAUCCUGUCCUCAGGAGAGGUUUAGAGUGUUCAACAGGGACGUCCACUGCUCACUCAGAGGACUGUUUAUUCUGAGGUUAGCAAAAGAUUUGGUUCAUGUCUUUUACGACUACUGUAAUAUAUUUUACACGUUUCCUGAGGGUAAGUAGAAGAGGUGGAUACGCAACCUGUUCUGUUUUGGUAUUAUAGUUGUAAUAGUGAAUAGGCCUGUUUUUAGUCUACAGUUGCCUGGCUGGUGAAUGCACCAGACACAGACUGUGUUUGAGGUGUUAGUGAUGGAAUGCUCUGGGCUGGCUGCGGAGUUCCAGACUUCCACGACUGUAUUCCAGAGUUCUAUAAGAAGGAUGUUUACCAUGAGGUGAUGAGGGCUGGGGUGAUCGAAGACUGGCUCAAUUAAUCUUUCUCAAGGUCCCUCCCCUCAGACAGUCUUCUCCAAUGUAUUUUGAAAAGGAGGCGAGGAGAUAAGUUGGGUGGAGUCGAGGAAAGAUUGAGAAAGAAACCGGGACAACAGUGGUAGGAGUGUGUAUGAGAUCUGUCUGAAUUCUGUCAACCCUUCCUUGACUGCACCCACUGAUCUCCUUAAAGGAACAGUGAUGUAGUUCUGUAGGAUAAGUGUGUGUAGGAAAGUUUGACUUGGUGUUAUGGGGCUGUUUAAGUCUGUACAGGGAAGUUAAAGUUUGUCAUGAAUCAGAUUUUAUAAACUCAUUUCACAUUCAUUUGUUUGUUUUAAGUGCACUGUUUCACCACCAUAUUUUAGCGUAUACAAACUUGAUAGAUUGUUGCUAUUCAAAUAGCGGUCUGGACUGCAACAUAUAGACCUAGAAGACUAUGUAAAGGCUCACCAAUACUGUUAUAACACAUUAUAAAGGCUUAUACAUGCUCACAACAAAUUAUAAAGCAUUAGUGCCUAUACCUUUAUGCUGUAAAGUUUUACCAUAAUAUAAAUGCCGUACCUUUUUACUACAGAUUGCGACGUUCUUCAGCAACAACCUGGAUUUCUUUACGUCUUCGACAGGCUACGGUCCGAGAGGGGGUGCGGGGGCCCUCAACCCCCUGCAGGCAGAGAGCAUGCUGGGUAACAAGAAGAAGGCCUCUGACUACAUGCACACCAUCAGAAAGGUCAGUAGUGUUCCCUCGCUUCGCUGGUCAGGUCACAGUCACAGGCCUGGGUUCAAAUACUAUUCCAAAAUAAUUUACUUCAGCGGUGUUUGAUUAAGCAUGCCUGGCGAAAUAGGAAGUGGGAACCAAUAUAAUAGUCCCAAAAGUAUAAAGCCCGCCCAUCUGACAUUCCAGGCAGGCUAAAGCAAACAGUGGAACAUCCACUUAACACUGAUGUUGUGGUUCAGAAUAACAGUGUGUAUUUGACUGUCCUGUCUGUGUAUCCAGCCCAGACCUGAGUCGGUUCCAUACAGAGAGGCCCUGUUGAACCGCCGUGUUCUAACCAGCUCUACAGAAAGCAGACAGGGACUCACACAACAGGUAUUGAUUGUAUUUCCAUGUUCCUCUCUUCCCUUCUACUCUCCAGUCUGUCAGGACACAGGCCCUAAGUCUAACUCUUUUUAUUAUUCUCAAGGUAACCCAUUUUGUUACUGACUAGAUAAGUGUUAUAGAGAAGAAGUGUAGAAGUCCUCUUAUCCCUCUCUCUCCUCCCCUUUACACCUUUCUCCCCCAUGUACACCUCUCCCUCCUCCCCUUUACACCUCUCUCCUCCCCUUUACACCUCUCUCUCCUCCCCUCUCUCUCCUCCCCUUUACACCUCUCGCUCCUCCCCUCUCGCUCUUCCCCUUUACACCUCUCUCCUCCCUUUUACCCCUCUCUCCUCCCCUUUACCCCUCUCGCUCCUCCCCUCUCGCUCCUCCCCUUUACACCUCUCUCCUCCCUUUACACCUCUCUCUCCUCCCUUUUACCCCUCUCUCUCCUCCCCUCUCGCCCCUCCCCUUUACAUCUCUCUCCUCCCCUUUACACCUCUCGCUCCUCCCCUCUCCCUCCUCCCCUUUACACCUUUCUCCUCCCCCCCUUUACUCCUCUCUCCUCCCCCCCUUUACACCUCUCUCCUCCCCUCUCUCUCCUCCCCUUUACCCCUUUCUCUCCUCCCCUUUACCCCUCUCUCUCCUCCCCUUUACACCUCUUCUUUCCUCACUGUGUCCUCUCUUCCACUUCUCCAUUUGCCUGGGUGUCUGUACCUCUAUCACCCCAGGUGGUGGCGAGCCAGGAGAAGAUCGCUCGUCUGGAGCAGGAGAAGGAGCACUGGCUGCUGGAGGCCCAGCUGGGCAGGGUGAGGCUGGAGAAGGAGAGCCAACGAAUCCAGGACCUGGAGACACAGCUCUCCUCUGCCCUGGGAGGAGGAGGCAGCCCGGCCUCAGCCCUCUCCCUGGGUCCGGGCAGCCCAGCCCUUACCAGCCUGGAUGACGGAGAGCUGGAGGAGAGAGGAGUAGGGAAGGAGGCUAUUCUAAGCACCGGUCUGGUAGUUACAAUCUUCACUCGUUUGUUUUUCUUUAGGGUUGCAAGAAUCCUCCAACGGGGAUUUCAGAAAAACUGGUAACUUUGCGGAAUUUUGCAACCUUAUUUUUCUUCAAUAGUGAUUUCAUUAGGCUUCAUCCUCAUGUUUCACUACUUUGCAGUUGUCAGCUGAGAAUGGCAUGAUGUGAGAUGAAAUCUAGGUCAUUCCUCCCUUUACAACCCUCCCCUUUCCCACCAAAUGAGUCAGACAAAUCAUUGCGGGAGCAGCCAUAAAAUAGGUUUUAGUGUUUUGGCUUCAGUGAAGGCAGUUGUAUUAUCAGUCUCUUGCUCCGUCCCAAUCAUCUCUCCUUUCCCCCAAGUGUGCACUUGUUCACUAUCCUUCACUGAUUUGAAAAUUAAUUAUGGGUAUAUGAAAUGUGUUGGAAACUCCCUCUAGCCCAUGCCUCCACCAAUCCAAUGCUUUUAGAUUUUUGGGAAGUAGUGAACUAGUGUACACUUAAGGAGAAAAUAUAUAUUAUUGGGACACACCCUCUCUUUGCACCAGCUUCUUUGUUUUAACAUGCCUGUGUUUUAAUAGUGUACUCAUUUGAAGGUCCAGGACAUACCCACUUAACCUGGUCCAAGAUCCAGUGGUGGAAAAAGUACCCAAUUGUCGUACUUGAGUAAAAGUAAAGAUACCUUAAUAGAAAAAUACUAAAGUGAAAGUCACCCAGAAAAAUACUACUUGAGUAAAAGUAUUUGGUUUUAAAUAUACUUAAGUAUCAAAAGUAUAAAUCAUUUCAAAUUCCUUAUAUUAAGCAAACCAGACAGCACAAUUUUCUUGUUUUUAAUAUGUAUGGAAAGCCAGGGGCACACUCCAACACUUAGAUAUCAUUUACAAACAAAGCAUUUGUGUUUAGUGAGUCCGGCAGAUCAGAGUCAGUAGGGAUGACCAGGGAUGUUCUCUUGAUAAGUGUGUGAAUUGGACCAUUUUCUUGUCCAAAUGUAACAAGUACUUUUGGGUGUCAGGGAAAAUGUAUGGAGUAAAAAGUAUAUUAUUUUCUUUAGGAAUGUAGUGAAGUAAAAGUUGUUAUUCCGUUCCGAUCCUGUUUCGUCAGUAAACAUUAGGGUCCUGUAGUGUUUUUGAUAGGAUUUCAGUGGGAGAGGAAUGGGUUUUAUUGGCCUGGGCCCAGAUCUGUUUGUGCUGCAUCGCCAGCAAUGACCGUAGAAGUUGUCAAAAUGGCACAAACAGAUCUGGGACCAGGCUUACAUUUUAUAGCUUUCUCAUAGGGAGUUAGUAACUAAUGUGUUUCUGUGUUUUGCAUCUCUUGCAUUAGGUUGGCAUGUUGACCACAACUCCUACCAACGAGGAAGUAAGUUUGUCUUGUUAUUCUUGACCCAACUGUUCUUUCAAGUCUGUUACUUUUUCCCUCUUUCACGGGGCUAGUCUCAUUGCUUUCCUGAAAAGAUGGACUAAUGAACUCGUUAAUGAACAGAUUAUCAUACUUUGGAAAAUUACACUGACUACUUGAAUGAGUGAUUUGAAUAAAUGCUUGAAUGAGUACUAUGUAGUAACAUGUUAAUACAACCUUGUUAUACUAGUGUAAUUACAACACAGGUAUAAGAGCCACUUCAUGUAAAGUUGUCAUUUGUCUCUGUGUGUGUACAGGUGGGAGACGAGGAGUCCAGAGAACAACUGAUAAAGACCCACUACAUGGCCAGAGUAGGAGAACUCAGCACACAUCUACAGGCCUCAGACAGCAAGGCUGUUAACUUCCACGCUGAGGUGAGACAUGACACACACACACAAACUCACAAGCACACACUUUUAAGGAUAUGUAGCUCUUAUUUUGUCGGUGGAUACUGGGGAGAUAUAAGGGGAACAAAGUUACACAUAGUCAAGGUCCAUUUAGAUGCUGAUCUACAGAAGACCAACUUACUAGUUGAACCAGUCACUAAACCAUUUCCUGUCUUCCUUCCUUUAAUACAUACAUGUGCACUUUGACUCCAAGUAUAUUUUUGUAAAAAUAGGCUGUGUACCUGCGCCAAAACUAUGGUAUUUUGCAUCCUAUAGCUUGUUCUCCAUCUUUUUAAAUAGUGAGCCAAAAUGUUUUCAGCACUUAUUUCCAUGACUGAUCAAAACACUCUCUUGUCCCUCUGCAGCAGACAUAUGGUGAGCAAUAUGUUUGGAACAUUGAAUCGCAAUAAAAUCACAGUAUCGAAUCUCAAUACAUAUAGAAUCGUGAGAAUCACAAUUCAUAUAGAAUCGGCACCUAAGUAUAGUGAUAAUGUCUUAUCGUGAGGUCCCUGAUUAUUCCCAGCCCUACAUGAUAUACAGUGUACAAAACAUUAAGAACACCUGCUCUUUCCAUGACAGACUGACCAGGUGAAAGCUAUGAUCCCUUAUUGAUGUCAGGUGUUAAAUCCACUUCAAUCAGUGUAGAUGAAGGGGAGGAGACAGGUUAAAGGAGGAUUUUUAAACCUUGAGACAAUUGAGACAUGGAUUGUGUAUGUGUGUUUUAGAGGGUUAAUGGGCAAGACUAAAGAUUGAAGUGCCUUUGAACAGGGUAUGGUAGUAGGUGCCAGGCGCACCGGUUUGUGUCAAGAACUGCAACGUUUCUGGGUUUUUCACGCUCAACAGUUUCCCGUGUUUAUCAAGAAUGGUCCACCACCCAAAGGACAGAGUGUCUGACAGAUAGGGAACUGGAAGCAAUAACUUAGACGCUGGCAUAGGAAGUGUUUCUAACAAAGUGUAUUUAAUGUAGCAGAGUCAUUCCAGUUAAAACUCAGACAUCAUGUAAGCCUAUAUCUAGUUUUAGUGAAGAGCAUCCCAUUUAGUGACUUCAUUAAUUGAAGGAAGUGAUCAUCUGUGGAUAUGUUUAUUCUCAGUAUCUCCUGUGUUGUAACCCCCCCCAGUGUCGAGCCCUGGCCAAGCGUCUGGCUAUUGCAGAGAAGUCACGGGAGACCCUGACAGAGGAGGUGAAAUUGGCCAAUCAGAACAUCACCAGUCUGCAGGUAAACAACAACAGGUUGUGUAAUUCCCAGACUGAAAGAAAGAAGCAUGUCCCAGAUCCAUCCACUCACAGACACAAUACAAUCAGCUUUAUCAUUACAUAGCUAGUCGUUGUGUUUGUUAUGCAUAUUUGUCCUCAACUUUUUUGCUGUUUUUAUGUAAGAUUUCCCAUGUAUUCAAUGAAAUGCCAUUUAGCUGAAUGAAUGAAUGAAUGAAUGAAUGAAUGAAUGAAUUAAAUGCCAUUUAGCAGAUGCUUUUAUCCAAAGUGACUUAGUCAUGCGCUCAUACAUUUUAAGUAUGGGUGGCCCGGGAAUCGAACCCUGGCAUUGCAAGAGCCAUGCUCCAACUGAGACAUGGCAAAUGAACUUGAACCUUGAACAAUCAUACUGGCUCUAACUAACCACAACCUGCUCCUUGUCUUUCAGGAUGAGCUUGCUACGACCAAGAGGAGUUACAAGGAACAACUCAGUAUGAUGAGCGACCACCUGUGCAGCAUGAACGAGACCCUCAGCAAACAGAGAGAGGAGAUUGACAUACUCAAACUGGGCAGCAAGGUACUCUCAUUGAGACGAACCUAGAUAAAUUUAAGGUUAAAUUUGCCACUCACUGGCCCAGACAGCCAGAGAAGCAGUACUAGGUCAGGUUAUGCUGACAUGCUUAUGUAGACAUAUCCCAGUAAAAAACUACUAUCCAUUCUGAGGGGAACAGGUAGGGGGGGGGGGGGGGGGGGUAUAGAAGGGUCUGAGGGGAACAGGGAGGUGGGGGAGGUAUAGCAGGGUCUGAGGGGAACAGGGAGGCUGGGGUUGGGGGGGUAUAGCAGGGUCUGAGGGGAACAGGGAGGUGGGGGAUGGGGGGUAUAGCAGGGUCUGAGGGGAACAGGGAGGUGGGGGAUGGGGGGGUAUAGCAGGGUCUGAGGGGAACAGGGAGGUGGGGGAUGGGGGGGUAUAGCAGGGUCUGAGGGGAACAGGGAGGUGGGGGGGGGGGUAUAGCAGGGUCUGAGGGGAACAGGGAGGUGGGGGAUGGGGGGGUAUAGCAGGGUCUGAGAGGAACAGGGAGGUGGGGGGGGGGGGUAUAGCAGGGUCUGAGGGGAACAGGGAGGCUGGGGGUUGGGGGGGUAUAGCAGGGUCUGAGGGGAACAGGGAGGUGGGGGGGGGGGGGGGUAUAGCAGGGUCUGAGGGGAACAGGGAGGCUGGGGGUUGGGGGGGUAUAGCAGGGUCUGAGGGGAACAGGGAGGUGGGGGGGGGGGUAUAGCAGGGUCUGAGGGGAACAGGGAGGCUGGGGUUGGGGGGGUAUAGCAGGGUCUGAGGGGAACAGGGAGGUGGGGGAUAGGGGGGGGUAUAGCAGGGUCUGAGGGGAACAGGGAGGUGGGGGAUAGGGGGGGGGGGUACAGCAUACACACCUCCUCUCCUGAAACUGCCCAACACACUCAUCUGUCUUUUAACAGAAGUGUAUCUUAAAGGGAUACUUCUGGAUUUUAGCAAAGAGGCCCUUAUCUACAUCCCCAGAGUGAGAUGACCUCGUGGACACCAUUUUUAAGUCUCUCUAUGCAUUUUACAUUUUACAUUUUUAGUCAUUUAGCAGACGCUCUUAUCCAGAGCGACUUACAUGAGCAAUUAGGGUUAAGUGCCUUGCUCAAGGGCACAUCGACAGAUUUUUCACCUAGUCGGCUUGGGGAUUAGAACCAGCGACCUUUCGGUUACUGGCACAACGCUCUUAACCACUAAGCUACCUGCCGCCCCAUGCAGUUUGAAGGAAGUUGCUAACUAGCGCUAGCGCAAUUCCUAACAAUGACUGGAAGUCUAUGGGUAUCUGCUAGCAUGCUAGUGUGUGGAUGGUUAUUCCCACACUAACAUGCUAGCAGAUACCCAUAAAUCCACUUCAAUAAGUAUAGAUGAAGGGAAGGAGACAGGUUAAAGAAGGAUUUUUUAAGCCUUGAGACAAUUGAGACAUGGAUUGUGUAUGUGUGCCAUUCAGAGGGUGAAUUGGCAAGAUAAAAUAUUUAAGUGCCUUUGAAAGCGUUAUGGUAGUAGGUGCCAGGCAAACCGGUUUGAGUGUGUCAAGAACUGCAAUACUGCUUGGUUUUUCACGCUCCACAGUUUCCUGUGUGUAUCAAGAAUGGUCCACCACCCAAAGGACAUCCAGCCAACUUGACAACUGUGGGAAGCAUUGGAGUCAACAUGGGCCAGCUUUCGACACCUUGUAGUCCAUGCCCUGACGAAUUGAGGCUGUUCUGAGGGCAAAAGAAAAUAGCUUCAAGUGUUUUGUCCAAAUACUGGUGGAUUCAACUAAUAAAAGAAUGGACGACCUGACCAGAGAGGUCCAGGCCCUGAAGAACAGUUUGCAGUUCUCCCAGGGUCAGCUUGAUGAGUUUAAACAGGAGAACAGCAAGAUGACAGCAAUCUGUAAGUCAUUGAGAGGGGACAUCAGUUCUGUAUGUGAAUCCAUGAUAACAAUGAUGGAGAAAUCUCAAAGGACAAUCAAGGCGAAAAUGAGCCUUGGCGUGACCCUGGACAACACCCUGUCGUUCUCCGCUAACAUCAAGGCGGUGACCCGAUCCUGUAGGUUCAUGCUCUACAACAUUCGGAGAGUACGACCCUGCCUUACACAGGAAGCGGCACAGGUCCAAAUCCAGGCACUUGUCAUCUCCCGUCUGGAUUACUGCAACUCGCUGUUGGCUGGGCUCCCUGCCUGUGCCAUUAAACCUCUACAACUCAUCCAGAAUGCCGCAGCCCGUCUGGUGUUCAACCUUCCCAAGUUCUCUCACGUCACCCCGCUCCUCCGCACACUCCACUGGCUUCCAGUUGAAGCUCGCAUCUGCUACAAGACCAUGGUGCUUGCCUACGGAGCUGUGAGGGGAACGGCACCUCCGUACCUUCAGGCUCUGAUCAGUCCCUACACCCAAACGAGGGCAUUGCGUUCAUCCACCUCUGGCCUGAUGGCUCCCCUACCUCUGCUGAAGCACAGUUCCCGCUCAGCCCAGUCAAAACUGUUCGCUGCUCUGGCACCCCAAUGGUGGAACAAGCUCCCUCACGACGCCAGGACAGCGGAGUCACUCACCACCUUCCGGAGACAUUUGAAACCCCACCUCUUUAAGGAACACCUGGGAUAGGAUAAAGUAACCCCCCCUUACCCCACCCCACCCCCCCCCCAAAAAAAUGUUUUUUAAAGUGGUUAUCCCACUGGCUAUAAGGUGAAUGCACCAAUUUGUAAGUCGCUCUGGAUAAGAGUGUCUGCUAAAUGACGUAAAUGUAAAUACAUGGUUGUGGAUGGAAUUUGAGGACAAAGUGAGGGAUAUUAUUUCUGGGCGGCAGGUAGCUUAGUGGGUAAGAGCGUUGUGCCAGUAACUGAAAGGUCGCUGGUUCUAAUCCCUGAGCCGACUAGGUGAAAAAUCUGUCGAUGUGCCCUUAAGCAAGGCACUUAACCCUAAUUGCUCCUGUAAGUCGCUCUGGAUAAGAGCGUCUGCUAAAUUACUAAAAUAAAAAUAAAUAAAAAGAUGGACCACAGGAAGAUUGAGGUGGACUGGAAAACCCACCACCUCCCCAGGUGACAGGCCCGAUAGUGGUCAAGUUCCUGAGGUUCAAGGACAAGGUAGCUGUUCUGGAAAGAGCCAAGAACUUGAGAGGACUGUAUAUCUUCUAAAGUUGUGCGCCAGAAGAGGAAAGAACUUAUCCCAGCUAUGAAAGCUGCCAGAGCGCGUAGGGACAUUGCUUACAUCGCUAUGACAGGCUCAUUGUCCACCCUCCCUCCCAGAAGCCGGGAAGGGAUGAGAGAGCCAAGCCUAUGGGUUCACACACACACACUCAUUGAUUAAUGGACUGCUGAAUGUAUAUAUUUUCUCUUGCUUUGUUUGCUCUUUUCCAUAUUAUGUCUAUCUCUGGUAAGCUACCCAGGAAAGGGCUGAAAAUAGCCCAUAUUAAUAUAUGUAGCCUUAGAAACAAGGUUCAUGAAAUCAAUAACUUGAUAACAUUCAUAUAUGAGCCAUUUCUGAGACUCACUUAGAUAAUUAAUUUGAUGAUACAGCAGUAGCAAUAAAAGGAUAUAACAUCUAUAGAAGAGACAGGAAUGCUUAUGGGGGAGGUGUUGCUGUAUAUAUUCAGAGCCAUAUCCCUGUAAUGCUUAGAGAAGUGUUAUUUAAGUGUUGUAGUUGCAGAUUCACUUGGCACAUCUAAAGCCUUUUCUUUUGGGGUGUUGCUCUAGGCCACCAAGUGCUAACAGUCAUUAUCUAAAUAAUAUGUGUGAAAUGCUUGAUAGUGUAUGUGAUGUAAACAGAGAGGUCUUCUUUCUUGGGGACCUGAAUAUUGACUGGUUUUCAUCAAGCUGUCCGCUCAAGAGGAAGCUUCUCACUAACCAAUGCCUGUAAUCUGGUUCAGGUUAUUAAUCAACCUUCCAGGGUGUUUGCAAACACUACAGGAACAAGAUCAUCCACGUAUCAAUUUAAAUGUUUAAUAGAACUCAAAGGGUUUUCUUUAAUGGAAGCUUCUCUAAUGUCAAACAUGUAAAGUGUGGUGUACCGCAGGGCAGGAUGUACCCGGGAUCGAACCCGGAUCUGUAGUGACGCCUCAAGCACUGCUAUGCAGUACCUUAGAUCGCUGCACCACUUGGGAGGCCCCCCGCUGAAACCCUUAACAAAGAGUUGCAGUCUGUUUUGGAAUGGGAGGCCAGUAAUAAACUGGUCCUGAACAUCUCUAAAACUAAGAGCAUUGUAUUUGGUACAAAUCAUUCCCUAAGUUCUAGACCUCAGCUGAAUCUGGUAAUGAAUGGUGUGGCUAUUGAACAAGUUGAGGAGACUAAAUUACUUGGCGUUACCUUAGAUUGUAAACUUUCAUGGUCAAAACAUAUAGAUUUAAAUGGUUGUAAAGAUGGGGUGAGGUCUGCUGUAAUAAAGAGAUGCUCUGCUUUUUUGACACCACACUCCAAAAAGCAAGUCCUGCAGGCUCUAGUUUGAUCAUAUCUUGAUUCAGUCCAGUCGUGUGGUCGAGUGCUGCAAGGAAAGACCUAGUUAAGCUGCAGCUGGCCCAGAACAGAGUGGCACGUCUUGCUCUUCAUUGUAAUCAGAGGGCUAAUAUUAAUACAAUGCAUGCCAGUCUCUCUUGGUUAAGAGUUGAGGAGAGACUGACUGCAUCACUUCUUCUUUUUAUACGAAACAUUGUGUUGUAAAUCCCAAAUUGUUUGCAUUGUCAACUUACACACAGCUCUGACACACACACUUACCCCACCAGACAUGCCACCAGUGGUCUUUUCACAGUCCCCAAAUCCAGAACCAAUUCAAGAAAGCGUACAGUAUUACAGUGCAUUCAGAAAGUAUUCAGACCCCUUGACUUUUUCCACAUUUUGUUAUGUUACAGCCUUAUUCUAAAAUGGAUUAAAUCGUUUUUUCCACCAAAUCAAUCUACACACAAUACCCCAUAAUGACAAAGCAAAAACUUGUUUUUAGAAAUGUUUGCAAAAAAAUAACUAUUACAUUUACAUAAGUAUUCAGACCUUUUACUCAGUACUUUGUUGAAGCACCUUUUGGCAGCGAUUACAGCCUCAAGCUUGGCACACCUGUAUUUGGGGAGUUUCUCAAAUUCUUCUCUGCAGAUCCUCUCAAGCUCUGUCAGGUUGGAUGGGGAGCUUCACUGCACAGCUGUUUUCAGGUCUCUCCAGAGAAGUUCGAUCGGGUUCAAGUCCAGGCUCUGGCUGGGCCACUCAAGGACAUUCAGAGACUUGUCCCGAAGCCACUCCUGCAUUGUCUUGGCUGUGUGCUUAGGGUCGUUGUCCUGUUGGAAGGUGAACCUUCGCCCCAGUCUGAGGUCCUGAGUGCUCUGGGGCAGGUUUUCAUCAAGGAUCUCUCUGUACUUUGCUCCGUUCAUCUUUCCCUCGAUCCUGACUAGUCUCCCAGUCCCUGCCGCUGAAAUACAUCCCCACAGCAUGAUGCUGCCACCACCAUGCUUCACCGUAGGGAUGGUGCCAGGUUUUCCUCCAGAUGUGACGCUUAGCGUUAAGGCCAAAGAGUUCAAUCUUGGUUUCAUCAGACCAGAGAAUCUUGUUUCUCAUGGUCUGAGUCCUUUAGGUGCCUUUUGGCAAACUCCAAGCGGGCUGUGGUGUGCCUUUUACUGAGGAGUGGCUUCCGUCUGGCCACUCUACCAUAAAGACCUGAUUGGUGGAGUGCUGCAGAGAUCGUUGUCCUUCUGGAUGGUUCUCCCAUCUCCACAGAGGAACUCUAGAGCUCUGUCAGAGUGACCAUGGGGUUCUUGGUCACCUCCCUGUCCAAGGCCCUUCUCCCUCGAUUGCUCAGUUUGGCCGGGCAGCCAGCUCUAGGAAGAGUCUUGGUGGUUCCAAACUUCUUCCAUUUAAGAGUGAUGGAGGCCAAUGUGUUCUUGGGGACCUUCAAUGCUACAGAAAUGUGUUGGUACUCUUCCCCAGAUCUGUGCCUCGACACAAUCCUGUCUCGGAGCUCUACAGACAAUUCUUUCGACCUCAUGGAAUGGUUUUUGUUCUGACAUGAACUGUCAACUGUGGGACCUUAUAUAGACAGGUGUGUGCCUUUACAAAUCAUAUCCAAUCAAUUGAAUUGACCACAGGUGGACUCCAAGUUGUAGUUACAGCUCCAGGAUGAUCAAUGGAAACAGGAUGCACCUGAGUCUCAUAGCAAAGGGGCUGAAUACUUAUGUAAAGAAGGUAUUUCUGUUUUCUAUUUGUUAUAAAUUUGCAAAACUUGUUUGUGUGUAGAUUCAAUUUUAGAAUAAGGCUGUAAUGUAACAGAAUGUGGAAAAAGGGAAGGGUUCUGAAUACUUUCCGAAUGCACUGUAUAUAGAGCCAUUAAUGCAUGGAACUCCAUUACAUCUCAUAUUGCUCAAAUGAACAACAAACCUGGUUUGAAAAAGCGUCACCUCUCCCCUAUUUGACCUAGAUAGUUUGUAUGUAUUGAUAUUUAGGCUACGUGUGCCUUAAAACAAUAAUUGUGUUGUUCUGUCCUUGAGCUGUUGUCUAUUAAUGUUCUGUAUUAUUUCAUGUUUUGUGUGGACCCCAGGAAGAGUAGCUGCUGCUUCAGCAAAAGCUAAUGGGGAUCCUAAUAAAAUACCAACUCAAUAGUAGGAAGGUGUUCCUAAUGUUUUGUACUCUGUGUUUUACUUAACCCCAUUCUUCCUCUUGCCUUUUCCAGGGAAACUCCAAACUCCUAAAGAAGGGUCGGUAGGAAAGUGUCCUUUGGGAAGAUGGCGCCAUUUUGGAUCAGCAGAGCACCCUGGACUGAGGGAAGAGCUGGACUAUGGAACCACCCACCCACUACAGCCCUGCCAGCUCCACACCACCAUACCACCCCAGGAUGGAAGACCCUGUUAGACUUCUCCAUCAGAGGGAGGCUAUUGGGGGGGGUGUCUCUCUGAUACCACUCUGCUUAAAGGAAUUGUGUUUCUGAUUGACACAGAUAAUGACUUUAUGUGUAAAGUGCUUCCCAGCGUGUGAUGGAAGCAGCUGCUUGACCCUUUGAACUUUGGUUUGUGGGAGGAAGUGGAAAAAUAUAAAGGAAAGAUGUAUAUAUUUUUCCUCCCACCCACCAACUAGUGAGGUCAUGGAUGCUGACUAGUCAUGGAAUGAAGACCACCAGGCUCUGAUGGUUAGUGUCUGUCUUCUCUCUGUGUGCUAAUCGUGGGAAUGACAGAGAUAAAUAUUAAUUAAUCAAAUUGCUCUUAAGUGGGAGGAGGAGAUCAUAUUAGCAAGUGGAGAAAAAAAGUGUUAAAUUCUGUGUGUGCCUGCUGGCUGUCUGGGUUGUUUUCCUUGUCUGUCUUAUAGUGGGACUGUUGACUGUCGUGCCAGGCUUUGAGAGGGACUGCUAA
Molecule: messenger RNA, 36883 nt
Organism: Coregonus sp. 'balchen'
Lineage: Eukaryota; Metazoa; Chordata; Actinopteri; Salmoniformes; Salmonidae
Source: the annotation of a GenBank genome assembly